AUGGAAGUUUGGGCUGACACUAGCAGCAAGAUUAAUUACGAAGUCAAAUACACCAAUUGGGACCACAAAGUAAUUCACUUUGAGUAUCCAUUGCAUUUGAUAGUGCUUACUCUGAAGGGCUGUGUUUCUCUUCUGUUGGUUGCCUUUUUUCACACUUCACCUCGCCAAUUCUAUAUGCCUUAUCAACUCACCAGAAGGAGGAUGUAUGGGAGUUUUCCCUCUUUUUCUGGCAACAUGGCUGGGAUAUAUCAACUCUUCACUGAAUCCACUGAUUUAUACGGUGUUCGACCAACGUUUCCGCACUGCCUUUCGUUCCAUACUUUGUUUUACGUCCUCAAGGAGAUGAGAUGUUCUGCUACCUGGAUUUAUUUGUAA
This is a messenger RNA of Cylicostephanus goldi, 375 nucleotides long. Lineage: Eukaryota; Metazoa; Nematoda; Chromadorea; Rhabditida; Strongylidae. The record is from the annotation of a GenBank genome assembly.